GUGCCCGAGGGCGGGUGUGAGUGCCAGUCCUGCCAAACCAGAUACAAACGAGUGUGUGUUUAGAAACUACCGACAGCUAAACUUGACAAAGAAAACCCGCGACAAUGAAAUACCCAGAGGACAUUAGAUGAGCAGGUGUGAAGAACACUGAAGUGUGCCUGAAAUGGAAGGGGAACCUAAACUAGAUCUGUGUCACCUGACUGAGGUGGAGCAAACUGUAAUUCUCAAUGUUCUGCUGAGAGAUGCUGAACUACGCUGCAAAGAGGAAGGGAGAGUACGUAAGCUUCAGCAGACGGUGUCAGACCCUGUCCAUCUGCGCUCUCUCUCGGGUGAGUGGUUUCAUGAAGAGCGCGCUAAGAGAUAUCAGAAGGCAGGAGCUGAUGUUGUGCACACCUCCUUACGCCGUAAACGACAUGAAAAAGAUAUACCUCCUUUGACGGAUAUAUUUGUUGAAGAAGGAGGUAAUAACUCUUCUCAAUUACAUGAUCACCGAGAGGAAGAAAAGAGUACAGAGAGAGAAUUGCUGGAACAUAUAAGCAUAAGAGAGGAUGACAACGGCCAGGAAGAGAAGGAAAGCGAAAAAGAUUUAGAAAGUCUCAUUCCUGCGGUAUCGCCUGAACCACAAUCCAGGACAAGACACAUCACAAAGAAGAGCGCAGCAGUAGGAAAUGCUCUUGAAGGAAGUUUUGGAGAGCCAGCAGACAAAGAGAGGAGAGCUUUGCCAAGUGCACCACCAUAUCUGCAGAUGGACUCAGAGGGGGACAUUGACUCUGGCAGCACUGAACUAGACUACACUAGGUUUGGCUCAGUUAGCAGCUUGACCUCUCAUCAUAUGAUGAAUGGCAGUUUGAUGAGCCUGUACAGUGUGGGUGAUUUCGGGGAUGUUGUAGUAUCAGGGCGGAUCCAGUUCUCGUUGCAGUAUGACAUCAAGAAGGAGGAGCUUCACGUGCACAUUAUAUGCUGCCAAGACCUUGCAUCGGCCCGCAAAAAUCGAUCGGACCCAUACGUUAAAGUUUACCUUCUCCCCGACAACACAUCCCGCAGUAAGAGAAAAACUGCAAUGAAGAGAAAAACAUUAAAUCCGGUCUAUGAUGAAACCAUGAAAUACAAAGUGCGCAGACUGGACCUCCAGGCUCGUGUGUUGAGUAUGUCAGUCUGGCACUUGGAGAGAUUGAGGAGAAACCUGUUCCUGGGGGAGGUGGAGGUGAGGCUGGGUCUGUGGGACUGGAGCCAGAGCCAACCAACCUGGCACAACCUGCAACCGAGAGUUCAGUUAAGUCCAGAUGCCAUCAUCAGCAGAGGAACCAUUCUGUUCUCAAUUAAGUUUGUACCUCCGGGUUCAGAGGGAAAUGGUCAUCCACUGACUGGUGAGCUCCAUAUAUGGUUGAGAGAGAUUGUUGGUCUACUUCCCACAAAACGUGGUGCACCCAACACAUUUGUGAAAAGUGUGGUGUUACCAGAUGAAAGCGGCAUCAGUGGCCAGCGAACUCGACUAGUGCGAGGUUCUGUCAGCCCGGUGUUCAACCACACCAUGGUUUAUGACGGGUUUCAGUCCAGUGACCUCAUGCAGGCAUGUGCAGAAAUAACGGUCUGGAAUCCACAUCACUCCGACUGUCUGGGUGGAGUGAGACUCAGCACAGGCUCUGGAAUGAGUUACAGUCAGUCAGUUUGCUGGAUGGAUUCUACUAAAGAUGAGAUCAGUGUGUGGUCAAGAGUAAUGCAGAGCUGCAACAGCUGGGUUGACACCUGUCUGCCUAUCAGAACCAACUUACAGCUCUGCUCUGACUGAACUUUGUUCAACUUAUGGAUAUUCACCAAUGACAUUGGUUGCAAAACAGUCUGAGUAAAGACUGGAAUGCACUGCACUGCAAUACUACUGAUUUUUGACCCGAUUUGCAGUCUGGAUGAGUUGACACAGCCAAAAGUUGGAGCCAGUCUGCAAAUUUUAAGCACUCAGAAUUGACAGAUUUCGUUGUGUGGUGUACACAACAGACUCAGUUUUUAGCUUCAGAUUAGGAUUUCAUCCAGUUGGAGGAUAUCAAACAUGUUUUAUGUUUUAAACUGUGCCAACCCUUAUCUUAUCAUUUCAUCUUCAAAUAUUGUAGCAAUCUGUACAGGACAGAAAUCAGAUUAACCUCCUCUACAUGAAGUUCUAGAAAGGGAAUGGAACUAAUAAUAUAUUGCAUAAUAUUUUUUACAACAUAGUCCUCACACAUUUCUUUGAGUAUGUUGCCAACAUGAUAGUGUUUCUGAGGGAGAAAAAAAAGAGAAUUCAUAAUAAAUAGUUAAAAUAAAUCAAACUGCUCUCUUAGGAGAAUAGUGGCAUUUUCAUAUUUUCUUGUGUCUUGAUAUUUUACUAAAUGUAUCAUUUUCAAUUAACAACUACUUUUUCUUUAAAUUUGUAUUAAUACGUUUUCAAAAAAUGACUUAUCCUGUUCUAAUAUUGUAUGUUCUUUGUCAGAUUAUUCAAUAAAACCAGUUUAUAUAUUAUUUUUUUUUGCUCUGAUUAGGAUGAGUUAAAAAAAAAAAAGACAGCCAUUGUAUAGUUGUAAUAUAGGCGUAUUAUGUAAAAUUGUAUACAUUUGUUUGCUUCUUUAUUAAACUUGGUCUAAAUUUUUCCACAA
Molecule: messenger RNA, 2624 nt
Organism: Pimephales promelas (fathead minnow)
Lineage: Eukaryota; Metazoa; Chordata; Actinopteri; Cypriniformes; Leuciscidae
Gene: sytl1
Product: synaptotagmin-like 1
Biological process (GO): intracellular protein transport; exocytosis
Cellular component (GO): exocytic vesicle; plasma membrane
Molecular function (GO): small GTPase binding; neurexin family protein binding
Source: RefSeq, a predicted model, not a curated record